GUCAAUUCCUCUCAAGCUCGCAUAAACUUGUUCAGCUGCUUCGAACCAUGUUUUGUGGAACUGGUAACCUCAAACACAUUGAUCAUGAGGAUACAAACACAAGUGCAGUUCCUGUGUCGUCGUCGCCGCUGCCGCCAGUAGUGAAGGGAUCCAGGAAGAAGGCCAACAAGAACCCCUACUCGACGAGAGGGCUCGACAAGUUCUCGACGGUGUUAUCGGAGCUAGAGUCCAAGAAGGAGAAGAUCAUGUCGAAGGCCGGGUCACGGGGCGUCGCAAUGGUGCGGUUCGCCUACUCGAGCUCGCACGACAGCUGGGUUCCGAUCGUCGUGAGGAUAAGAGAUUGCAAAGAGAGGGACAAGAAGAAGGUGUCGGAGACCGUCGGUGAGGCGUCGGCGGCGAUCGGAGAGGAGAAAAUGGUAUUGGAUAAGGAGGAGGAGGGGGAGAGGGUGGUGAAGAAGAGCUUCUCUUGGGGAAGAUAUUAUUGGCCUAUGGUGGUGGUGUUGAUACUGGUUUGUUUAGUGUUGUAUGGAAGAGUUUUUGCUAUAUGUUGCACUACUGUAUUGUGGUAUUUGGUGCCAGGUACUAUGAAGAAAAAGGACUAUGGAAAGAGAGUUGUUGAGGGCAAGAAGCUGAUGAUGGUGGAUGCAGAUAAGUGAAUUGUAGUUCACACUUGAAAGCAAUUGUAAAUAGAAUGAGAAGGAAGGGUCAUGAGAAUAAAGAUGCCUCUUUCUUUUGUUUUCUUUUGAUUUUCUUGCUCAUUAAUUUGCUACAAGAAGAUUGUCAAUAUGUGUAAAUUUAGCUGUGCAUAUGUAUGUAUGUAUGUAUGUCCAAGUUGAAAUUGACUGGGAAUCAGGCUUUAAGAUCA
This is a messenger RNA of Ananas comosus (pineapple), 865 nucleotides long. RefSeq lists its product as uncharacterized. The transcript has a single exon. NCBI's taxonomy places the organism in Eukaryota, Viridiplantae, Streptophyta, Magnoliopsida, Poales, Bromeliaceae. The record is from RefSeq and is a predicted model, not a curated record. The coding region runs from base 48 to 656 and encodes 202 amino acids.